Molecule: messenger RNA, 267 nt
Organism: Theileria equi strain WA
Lineage: Eukaryota; Apicomplexa; Aconoidasida; Piroplasmida; Theileriidae
Product: translocase of inner mitochondrial membrane, putative
Exons: 2
Coding region: 1-267 (88 amino acids)
Source: RefSeq, a predicted model, not a curated record
AUGGAUUUAUCUUCCUCAUUUGAUAACCUUAAGGAUGACAAAGAAAAGGCAGAGGCCUUUUUAACUCUUCAAAAGACAAUACAAUCGCAAAAAAUGACUCUGAAAAUGCUUGGCGUAUGUUUUAACAAGUGCGUAGCUACACCUGGCGAGUCCCUAACCUCUGCUCAGCAGACUUGCAUUUGGAACUGUGCUCAGAGGAAUAUAGAAACGCAGUAUUUUAUCCUAAAGAGGUUGGAAGGAAUGGUAAAAUCCUUUGAACAAAAGUAG